AUGGCGAGCCCGGCGCCCCCCUGCGUCCUCUACGAGGUGGACGACCGCGGCCGCGCGGACCCCGGAGGCGGCCGGGCGGGGGGCGAGGGCGGCGCCGCGCGGGCCCCGGGAGAGGACGGGCCGCCGCGGGGGGAGGCCGCGGGGGCGGGCGCUGCGUCGCCGUCGCCGGCGCAGACACCCUGCAGCCUCCGCGCGUCCCUGUGCUUCAGCUCCGGCGACGACUCUCCGCCGCGCUCUCCCGGCUCGGCGGCUGAGGGCGCAGCGGGGUCCCCGCCCUCGCGGCGCCGCGGCCCGCGGGUGGUGCAGACGCAGCGGGAGGUGGGCAGCGGCGCCGCGUCCCCCGAGGAGGAGCCCGAGGAGCCCGCGCCGGUGCCCCCCGGCGUCGGGGCGGCGCACGGGGAGCCGGACCUGGUGCUCGAGGUGUCGGGCCGCCGGCUGCGGGCGCACAAGGCGGUGCUGGCGGCGCGCAGCGACUACUUCCGCGCGCGCGCGUCCCGGGACGUGCUGCGGGUGCAGGGCGUGAGCCUCGCGGCGCUGCGGCUGCUGCUGGCGGACGCCUACAGCGGGCGCAUGGCGGGCGUGCGCCCCGACAACGUGGCCGAGGUGGUGGCCGGCGCGCGCCGCCUGCAGCUCCCGGGCGCCGCGCAGCGCGCCACGGACGCGGUGGCCCCGCAGCUGAGCCUGGCCAACUGCUUCGACGUGCUGAGCGCGGCCCAGCGGCAGCGGCUGAGCGAGCUGCGCGACGCCGCGCUCCGCUUCAUGAGCGACCACUACCUGGAGGUGCUGCGCGAGCCCGCCGUCUUCGGGCGCCUGUCGGGCGCCGAGCGCGACCUGCUGCUGCGCCGCCGCCUGCGCGCCGGCCGGGCCUGCCUGCUGGCCGCCGCGCUCGGGCCGGGCGCGGAGCUCGCGGGCAGCCGCCCGCAGAGCCCGUCGGGGGACGCGGACGGCCGCGGGGACCCGGCCGUCUACUGCUACCGCGCGGCGGAGGGCGAGUGGCGCGAGCUGACGCGGCUGCCCGAGGGCGCCCCGGCGCGCGGCUGCGGCCUGUGCGUCCUCUACAACUACCUCUUCGUGGCGGGCGGCCUGGGGCCCGCGGGGCCCGAUGGCCGCGCGCGCCCGUCCGACCAGGUCUUCUGCUACAACCCGGCCACGGGCCGCUGGAGCGCGGUGCGGCCGCUGCGCCAGGCGCGCUCGCAGCUGCAGCUGCUGGCCCUGGACGGCCACCUGUACGCCGUGGGCGGCGAGUGCCUGCGGAGCGUGGAGCGCUACGACCCGCGCGCCGACCGCUGGAGCGCCGCGGCCCCCCUCCCGCGGGGCGCCUUCGCCGUGGCGCACGAGGCCGCCGCCUGCCACGGCGCCAUCUACGUGUCGGGCGGCUCGCUCUUCCACCGCCUGCUCAAGUACGACCCGCGGCGCGACGAGUGGCAGGAGUGCCCGAGCAGCAGCAGCCGCGAGCGCUCCGCCGCCCUGGUGGCGCUGGGCGGCUCCCUCUACCGCUUCGACCUGCCCGGCGGCCGCGGGGACGCGGGGGGCGCGCCGGCGGGCGACAUCCGCGUGCUCCGCUACCACUGCCUCGCCAAGCGCUGGAGCCCGUGCGCCUCGCACCUGCGGCCGCCCGGCGCGCCCGCGGGCCUGCAGCCCUUCCGCUGCGCCGCCCUGGACGGCGCCAUCGUCUGCGUGAGCCGCGCGGGCACCUGGCGCUUCCUGCCGGCGCCCGACGGCCCGCCCGGCGGGGAGGCGGGCGCGGGGGGCGCCUUCCACCCGGAGCCGCUCGGAGCCCCGCUGGACGCCCGCGGCCUGCUCGUCCCCUUCGUGCUCAACCUGCCCGAGGAGAAGCAGAGCAGAGGGGACGAGGCCGCCAUGUAG
This is a messenger RNA of Talpa occidentalis (Iberian mole), 1866 nucleotides long. RefSeq names its product kelch repeat and BTB domain containing 11 (gene KBTBD11). Gene Ontology annotation, molecular function: protein binding. Lineage: Eukaryota; Metazoa; Chordata; Mammalia; Eulipotyphla; Talpidae. The record is from RefSeq and is a predicted model, not a curated record. The transcript has a single exon. The coding region runs from base 1 to 1866 and encodes 621 amino acids.